This is a messenger RNA of Lontra canadensis (Northern American river otter), 576 nucleotides long. Its product is annotated as thioredoxin domain-containing protein 17-like. Gene Ontology annotation, molecular function: protein-disulfide reductase [NAD(P)H] activity. Lineage: Eukaryota; Metazoa; Chordata; Mammalia; Carnivora; Mustelidae. Gene Ontology annotation, cellular component: cytosol. The record is from RefSeq and is a predicted model, not a curated record.
AUGGCGGGCCGCGAAGAGCUGAGUGUGCGCGGCUUCGAGGAGUUCAGCCGGGCGCUGCGGCAGCGCGACAAGACCAUCUUCGCCUACUUCACCCGCUCCAAGGACGCGGGCGGGUGGAGCUGGUGCCCCGACUGCGUGCAGGCUGAACCGGUCGUUCGAGAGGGGCUGAAGCACAUGAGUGAGGGGUGUGUGUUCAUCUACUGCCAGGUGGGAGAGAAACCCUAUUGGAAAGAUCCAAAUAAUGACUUCAGAAAAAAUCUGAAAGUGACGGCAGUCCCUACACUACUUAAAUACGGAACACCCCCAAAACUGGUGGAAUCUGAGUGUCUUCAGGCCAACCUCGUGGAGAUGUUGUUCUCCGAAGAUUAAGAUUUGAUGAUGGCAACUGUGUCUUGAUGUCCUGAUUUGCUCUAGUAUGAAGGCAACUGCAUACCUGCUUUGAAUUCAUGUUAGCAAUACAGAAAUGAUGAUGUGAAACAAACUGGUUUCUGUCUAAAUAUAAAGUGCUAUUAGGGACACCAGGGUGGCUCAGUUGUUAAGCUUCCACCUUUGGCUCAGGUCAUGACCCCAGGGUCC